UGACAAGCAGUCAUAUGUUUUUGAUGCCUGUUUAUUUGACUUGAGUUUGAAAUAAACUUAUACAGCAGUUGUUUCCAAACGAUUUUAGCUAAAUGGGCGUAAUUAUAAAAAUUCACAUGCAAUGAACGAUCCCAAUAAAAAAAUAGAUAUAGACAAAUCGUCGCUGCUAAGUUUAAAAGCGGAAUUGCUCCGCAAGCAGGAGGAAGUUAGCCGUGCUAAAGCGUUCAACUCAAUUGAUGAUUUCGUUCCAAAGAGAGUCCCCAAAGUUGAAAACCCUGACAAUGGGCCCAGAAAAAGCCAAGACGUACAAUCGUCAUCUAAAACCGAAAAAUUAGCAAUCGAGCUAGAAGACUCAGCUACACUAGAGCGUUCGAAAAAGGCUCUCGUAGCCAAGGCUCGAUACUAUGAUAAGAUGGUAGCAUCUGGUGGUUCCUUGAACAGCGACGAAAACUGUCUGGUAAUGUUUAACCGGAAGAAACAAACAGGGAAGCCAUCCACUGAACAGAAAUAUAUGAGCAGCAGUUCAGAUGAUGAUUCGGAAUUGAACAAUUCAUUUGAAAAGCAAGACAAACACAAAAGAGAUUCUGAAAAUGAUUGGGUUGAGUUUGUCGAUUUCUUGGGUCGAAGCCGUCGUUGCCGGAAAGAAGAGUUGGAAGACUGCCUGAACAAAGAUAGGGAAUUGGCUCGAGCGACAAGCCCGCGAGAAGGACAACGAGCACGAAUUGAAGAAGCGCACUUUAGUGGUGACGAUAAUGAAACGAUAGGGCCUGUUCCCUCUAUGGCAAUUACAGAGGAUACUAUAGGAGAACGGUUUCGGGCAAUGAGGGACCAAUGGGCCAAACAAGAUGAAGAAAAUCUUGAAAAGGAUGCAGUAACCUACCAAGACGUGUUGUACGAUGAGGCCCGUCAACAUGGCGUCGGUUACUAUGGCUUUUCAACCGAUCGGGAGGAACGUAUUCGACAGCAGCAUGAGCUGGAUUCCAUAAGAGAAGCAACGAUGGAAGCGCAAAAGGAAAAGGAAAAUUUGCGCAACGUUCGCGACAAAAUAAUUGCCGAAAGAGUGAAAGCGGCCAAGGCAAGGCAGCGAGCUCGCCUCGGAUUACCCCCAGAGGACGAAGAAGAAUCAACUAAUGAUAAAGCUAAAGAUGAAGAACUCUAUGAUACGGCGGCUGAGAAAAAGAGAUUGAAGGCAGAAGCCAAAGCACAGAAGAAAAAGGAAAAAGAAGAAAGAAAACGGGAGCGAGAACGACAGAAGCAUGUGCGGCCUUGGGAUCAAGGAAAAGAACGAGAUGACGAGUUGGAGUGGAAGCCGGCUCGGGAAUGGCAUGUAAUGUCCCAGGAAGAGUGGAACGAGAUGAAGCGAAAAGAAAGAAUACCCGAAUUUGCUCCCCCUGUGGAAAAAUCUGCAACUUUAAUGGAAAGUAAAAAUUCUCAACCUGUAGAAAAUUCCUCAACAUUGCAUGAAACGUUUAGAAAUAAUCCGUUAUUGAAAUCAUACUGUGGUGAUAAUAAUUCUAGACUAAAAGCAGGUGGAUAUCAGCAAGAAAAUGAAGAAGAUGAUGAGGAUGAAAUUAUUGGUCCUCUUCCUACUAAAUUAGCACCGAGCGGUAACAAUGAGGAGGAAGUUGACUUACCCAUAAUUCCGGGUAUGGAAAACAAUAUAUUUCCCGAAGAAUCAAAUCGAGUAUUGUUUUUCACAAGUAAGAAAAACGUUUCUAAACGAAAGUUUGAUUUUAUCGAUAAGACUACCGCUGACAAACUGCAAUCAACUUUAUCUUCGGUCAUUAAUAACAACGCCAGAUUACCUCAUAACACAAAAUUAGGUAACUUAACUUCCUUAGAAGACUCUUAUCAAACGAAGUUUUCUACUGCGAAGCGGAAGGAGUUCAAACGAAAAAAUUAUGAUCUCUUCGCCGAGACCGAUGAAGUUCCGAGUCAAACUAAUAAGCCGAUUCCGAUACGGAAUGAACUGAGUGAUGAUGAUGAACUGGAAGAUCAGCUCGAGCGUAAACAAAUCGAUGCUGAUGGGGGUGUGCAAAUUGCACCGCCACCCACUUACGAAUAUUACGGACCAUCGUCUAGUAAAAGAAAGCCAACAACACGUCAACCGCCGAUCUCGAAAACAGCCCUAGAGGCAUCCAUUGAAGCUGGGUUGAAAUUCUUGCGGAAUCAAUCAGACAAAGCUGGAGGUCCCAGUGUACCGACAAAAAACAAAUGGACUACUAAUGCGGACUAUUAAGCGGUGAGUUUUGUUGGAAAAAAUUUGCAAUAAAUCGUUGUGCUGGUUUUAUUUUUA
Messenger RNA from Wyeomyia smithii (pitcher-plant mosquito), 2296 nucleotides. RefSeq names its product coiled-coil domain-containing protein 174. The transcript has 4 exons. The coding region runs from base 122 to 2239 and encodes 705 amino acids. NCBI's taxonomy places the organism in Eukaryota, Metazoa, Arthropoda, Insecta, Diptera, Culicidae. The record is from RefSeq and is a predicted model, not a curated record. Gene Ontology annotation, cellular component: nucleus.